Molecule: messenger RNA, 3722 nt
Organism: Paramecium sonneborni
Lineage: Eukaryota; Ciliophora; Oligohymenophorea; Peniculida; Parameciidae
Source: the annotation of a GenBank genome assembly
AUGGAUUGCUCAAAUUUCUUGAAAGAAGAUUUAUCUUAGAUUUUUGCAUAGGUGAAAGAGGUGAAUGAUUAAAUCUUUAUUCAUAUGAUUGAAAUAUUUAGAAAAGAAAAAAUAUCAGACAGCAUAAGAUAUCUUUCAAUUGAUAAGAAUCAAAGGCAAGUUCAAUUUUACAUUUAAAAAAUAGAUACUUCAUCAUCGUCAGAUGAAGGAGAGAAGCUAAAAGUUAUAAAAGACAAUAUUAGGAAAAUUCAUAAUGCUCUCAAAUAAAUUAAAGAUAAUGAUUUUAAUAAAAAUAAUUACUCAUUGGAAAAAUACUCAUAAAAUAAACAAGUUAUAAUGAAAAAAAUUGACAAUAAUAAAAAUAUCACUUAAUUUUUAAUAUUUUUAGUUAAUCUAACUUCUUAGGAUAGCCAGUUCAUAAUAUGCGGAUCAAAUUCACUAAAUUUAUUAGUUGAAAUGGAGAUUGAUAUAAGGAACUAGUGUUUUAAAAAUAUUAAGAUUAAAAAUACUUCCAUCAUUGGAGGUAAUUUUGUACGAUGCAAUUUAAGUGGAUCAGAAUUAAAUAAUGUAGAUAUUAGUGGAGUUAACUUAAAUGGAGCUUAACUAUUUAAUUGUAAAUGGUAGAAUUUGAAAAUAACUCAAUUAAAUAAAUUAGAUGGCCAUAGUAGUUAUGUAAAUGUAGUCUGCUUCUCUCUUGAUGGAACUACUUUAGCAUCUGGCAGUAGUGAUAACUCUAUUCGUUUGUGGGAUGUUAAGAAAGGAUAAUCAAAAACUAUUUUAGAUGGUCAUAGUGGUUCAGUUUUCUCAGUAUGCUUUUCUCCUGAUUGUACUACCUUAGCAUCUGGUAGUGAAGAUGAGUCUAUCUGUUUAUGGGAUGUGAAAACAGGGCACUAAAGAGCUUAAUUGAAGGGUCAUACAAAUUGUGUAAACUCAGUAUGCUACUCCCCUGGUGGUACUACUUUAGCAUCUAGUAGUAGUGAUAACUCUAUUCGUUUAUGGAAUGUUAAGACAGGACUUUAAAAAGCCAAAUUAGUUGGUCAUAGUAAAUCAGUCUUUUCAGUAUGCUUCUCCCCUGAUGGUACUACUUUAGCAUCUAGUAGUAGUGAUAACUCUAUUCGUUUAUGGAAUGUUAAGACAGGUUAAUAAAAAGCCUAAUUAGAAGGUCAUAGUAGUUCAGUCUUCUCAGUAUGCUUCUCUCCUGAUGGUACCACAUUAGCAUCUGGUAGUGGGGAUAACUCUAUUUGUUUAUGGGAUGUUAAGAACGGUUAAUAAAAAGCCUAAUUAGAAGGUCAUAGUAGUUCAGUCUUCUCAGUAUGCUUCUCUCCUGAUGGUACUACUUUAGCAUCAGGUAGUGGUGAUAACUUGAUUUAUUUAUGGGAUGUGAAGACAGAAUAAUAACAAGCCAAAUUGGAUGAUCAUACUAGUUUUAUCUAUUCAGUAUGCUUCUCUAUUGAUGGAACUACUUUAGCAUCUGGUAGUUGUGAUAACUCUAUACGUUUAUGGGAUUUUAAAACAGGACAAUAACAAAUCAAAUUAAAUGGUCACAGUAGAUCAGUCUAUUAAGUGUGCUUCUCUCCAGAUGGUAAUACGUUAGCAUCAUGUAGUUAAGAAAAGUCUAUCUAUUUAUGGGAUGCAAAGACAGGACAAUAAAAAGCCAAAUUGGUUGAAAAUCAAUAAAUUGUCUACUCAUUGUGCUUCUCUCCUGAUGGUAGUACUCUAGCAUCUAAUAGUGGUUGUAGGUCUAUCAUUUUUUGGGAGGUGAGGACAGGAUAGUAAAAAGCAAAAUUGGAUGUUGAUAGUGAUUAUGUAAAUUAGGUAUGCUUCUCCCCUGAUGGUAAUACAUUAGCCUCUGGUUAUAAAUCUUUACUUAUAUUGGAUGUUAAGACAAGAAAAUAAAAAGCCAAGUUAAAUUGUCGUAUUAAUUAUAUCAACUCAAUUUGUUUCUCUCCAAAUGGAGCUUUAUUAGCAUGUUGUAGUGGUAAUAAUUAAGUUAGAUAAUUCGAUUAUUUAAUCCAUAUAUGGGAUGUUAGGACAGGAUUUUUGAAAUUCUAACUAGAUAGCUGUAGUGAUUGUGUAAGAUCGGUUUGCUUCUCCCCUGAUGGCACUAUUUUGGCGUCAGGAGUAGGAGAUAAUAGUGAUAGAGGUUUUUUCGUUUACUCAAUAAUUUUAUGGGAUGUUACAAAAGGAGAUCUUUUAUAAAUAUUAAAUGGUCACACUAGUAUUGUUUAUUCAGUAUGCUUUUCUCCAGAUGGUGCUAUUUUAGUAUCUGGUAGUGAUGAUAAGUCUAUCCGUUUUUGGGAUGUUAAGACAGGAAAAUAACAAGUGAAAUUAGAUGGUCAUAGCAGUGCAGUCUACUCAGUCUGCUACUCUCCUGAUGGUACUACAUUAGCAUCUGGUAGUUAAGAUUAGUCCAUUCGUUUAUGGGAUGUUAGAAUUGGAUAAUAAAAAGUAAAAUUAGAAGGCAAUAAUGACAAUGUCAACUCAGGGUGCUUUCAUCUUGAUAGUAUUUCAUUAGCAUCUGAUAUUGAUGAAGAAGAGAUUCGCUUAUUGCAUAUAAAGAGAGGAUAAUAAAAAGCCAAAUUAGAUGGCCAUAAUAAUUGUAUCAAUUCUGUCAGCUUCUCUCCUGAUGGUAAUAAUUUAGCAUCUGGAAGUAGAGAUAAAUCUAUAUGUAUAUGGGAUGUUAAAACAGGAUAAUAAAAAGCCAGACUAAUCGGUCAUUAGAGCAAUGUCUAUUCAGUAUGCUUCUCUCCUUAGGGUACAAUUUUAGCAUCGGGUAGUCAUGAUACAUCUAUUCGCUUGUGGGAUGUUAGGACAGGAUAAUAAAAAGCCAAAUUAGAUGGCCAUAAUAAUUGUAUUAAUUCUGUCAGCUUCUCUCCUGAUGGUAAUAAUUUAGCAUCUGGAAGUAGAGAUAAAUCUAUCUGUAUUUGGGAUGUUAAAACAGGAUAAUAAAAAGCCAGACUAAUUGGUCAUUAGAGUAAUGUCUACUCAGUAUGCUUCUCUCCUUAGGGGAAAAUUUUAGCAUCGGGUAGUCAUGAUAGAUCUAUCCGUUUAUGGUAUACCAAGACAGGACAAUAAAAAACCAUAAUUUAUGGCCAUUAAUAUGGAGUCAUAUCAGUAUGCUUCUCUCCUGAUGGCAUUAUUUUAGCAUCUUGCAGCUAUGAUAAUUCUAUCCGUUUAUGGGAUGUUAACACUGAAUAAUAAAUAGCUAAAUUGAGUGGUCAUAGUAGAUGUGUUAACUCUGUUUGCUUCACUCCUAAUGGUACUACAUUAGCAUCUGGUAGUGAUGAUAAGUCUAUCCGCUUUUGGGAUGUUUAGACAGGAAAAGAAAAAGUGAAAUUAGAGGGUCAUAGUAGUUGCGUAAAUUCGGUAUGCUUCUCUCCUAAUGGGGCUCUGUUAGCUUCUGGUAGUUAUGAUAACCCUAUUCAUUUAUGGGAUUUUAAGACAGGUAAAUAAAUAGCCAAAUUAGAAGGCCUAUAAUUUAAAACUAUACAAUUUGAAAAUAACCCUCUUUUAGAGGAUAGUAUUUAUUUCUACUAUAUCUAGUUAAUUCAAAUAUCACAAUUCUCCUUAUAUCCGAAAAACCCAUUUUUUAAGCAUAAGGAACUUUAAUAUUUAAUGGAAAAAUCGAGAAUCAAUCCUGCAUAGAUUUAAAACCUUUAUUUAAAUCAAAUGGAAGUAUCUUUUUGUACAGUAAUUUAGAACAGCAAUAAUAGUCGAAAUGA